AUGACUCAAAAUCCUUCCCGGGUCACCACUGAGCUGACUUUGAUGCAUCCUCGUGAUUGGGUCCAACAUCAUGGUGGCUAUUGGCAACAGGCUGGACUCAGCUACAUCCCAUACUCCCAGAUCUCUGCAAAAGCAGUGAGAGACGCACGGAAAACAGAAUUCAAAGCAAAUGCCAAGAAGACUUCUGGCAGCAGCAUAAAAGUUGUGAAAGUGAAUAAGGAAUAAUCUACCCUGAGCAAAGUUUGAAAUGCUA
Myotis davidii is the source of this 253-nucleotide messenger RNA. RefSeq names its product ATP synthase subunit epsilon, mitochondrial-like. The transcript has a single exon. Gene Ontology annotation, cellular component: mitochondrial inner membrane. Gene Ontology annotation, molecular function: proton-transporting ATP synthase activity, rotational mechanism. Gene Ontology annotation, biological process: proton motive force-driven mitochondrial ATP synthesis. NCBI's taxonomy places the organism in Eukaryota, Metazoa, Chordata, Mammalia, Chiroptera, Vespertilionidae. The coding region runs from base 1 to 225 and encodes 74 amino acids. The record is from RefSeq and is a predicted model, not a curated record.